This is a messenger RNA of Hydra vulgaris (swiftwater hydra), 3825 nucleotides long. RefSeq names its product kinesin-like protein KIF28P. NCBI's taxonomy places the organism in Eukaryota, Metazoa, Cnidaria, Hydrozoa, Anthoathecata, Hydridae. Gene Ontology annotation, biological process: microtubule-based movement. The record is from RefSeq and is a predicted model, not a curated record. Gene Ontology annotation, molecular function: ATP binding; microtubule motor activity; microtubule binding.
GAAAUUAUGUGAUUUCUCAAAAAAAAUAAAAUCACGCUUCCCGAGACGCUGAAAGUGAAAGUAUAAAAGUUUGUUUAUAAAGUGAUUUUUGCUUGUUAAAAAAGAUGUCUGAAAAUGUAAAAGUUGCUGUCCGCGUACGACCAUUUAAUUCACGAGAAAAAGAAAGAAAUGCAGUCCUUUGCAUUAAAAUGUCAGGAAGUUCAACAUAUAUCUCUAAUCCUGAAGAACCAAACAGUGAACCAAGAAAGUUUGCGUUUGACUAUAGCUAUUGGUCACAUGAUGGUUUUGAGGAGCAGCCUAAUGGGUAUUUAUCACCUGCAAAUUCAAGUUAUGCAGAUCAGAAAGCUGUAUUUUCUGACCUUGGAGAAGGUGUAUUGUCAAAUGCAUGGAAAGGUUAUAAUUGCUCCUUGUUUGCAUAUGGGCAAACUGGCUCAGGAAAAUCUUAUUCUAUGGUUGGAUAUGGUGUAAAUUUAGGUAUUGUUCCUGUUACAUGUGAAAGACUUUUUGAAGAUAUUUCAAAAAAGAAAUCAGAAGGUUCAAGUACAGAGUAUCAAGUGAAAUUGAGCAUGAUGGAAAUUUAUAAUGAACAGGUUCGAGAUUUACUUAAUGCCUCCACUUUGACUAUAAAGGGUGGAAUGAAAGUUAGACAGGAUCCAAAACAAGGCUUUUAUGUUGAUGGUUUGACUAUGGUUCCAGUUGCAAGUUACAAUGAUAUAAAUUCAAAAAUUGAGCAAGGAACAAAACAACGUACUGUUGCUGCAACCCAAAUGAAUGCAACAAGCAGUCGUGCACAUACUAUAGUUGCCAUCAAUUUUUCACAAAAAGGAAAAAAUGAGCAAAGUGGACAAAACACUACCAAAACAUCGGUCAUUAAUUUGGUGGAUUUAGCUGGAAGUGAACGUGCUGAUUCUACAGGAGCUACAGGUGAUCGUUUAAAAGAAGGUUCUGCAAUCAAUCAGUCUUUGUCAUGCUUAGGCAAUGUCAUAAAAGCUUUGGCUGAUGCUUCAUCUGGUAAAGGUCAAGUAUUAGUUCCAUUUCGUGAUUCUGUCCUUACUAAACUGCUGAAGAAUGCUCUUGGAGGAAACAGUAAAACUGUUAUGAUUGCUGCUCUUAGUCCUGCUGACAUUAAUUAUGAGGAAACACUUUCAACCUUAAGGUUUGCUGACCGUGCCAAGUCAAUAAAAACAUCUGCUGUUGUUAAUGAAAGUCCAACAGACAAACUAAUCCGUGAGUUGCGUGAAGAAAAUGCUAGAUUGCUUGAGCAGUUGAAAGCUGCAAAAGGUGAUCCAAAGGCAUUAGCAGCAUUAGCUGCUCAAUUAAGCGGUGGAGAUGAUGAAUCUUCAGAGAAAGGUGACAAUAAAAGAGGAAUAGAUGAAGCUGAGGUUGAAGCAAUGAAAAAGGAAAUGGAGGAGAGAUUAAAAAGAAACCAAGAAGAAGUUGAACAAAUGAAAAAAACAUGGGCAGAAAGAUUAAAAGAAGAAGAAGCUGCAUCAAAGCUUAAGGAAGAAGAGCUGAAAAAUGAACAUAAAAUGAAGAAAACUACAGCACAUCUAUGGAAUCUCAAUGAAGAUCCUCAAUUGACAAAUAUGAUAAUACAUUUUUUAAAGCCAGGUAAAUAUCAUGUUGGAAAUAAAAAAGGAAAUCCAACACCAGAAAUUUUGCUUAAUGGAUUAAGCAUUCAAAAGGAUCAUGCAGUUAUAGAACACGAUGGAAAUUCUAAUAAAAUCAAAAUAGUUCCUAACAAAGAAGCAAAAGUAGUUUGCAAUGGAAUUAUUCUUGUAGAUGAAAGCGAACUGCGGCAUGGUGAUAGAAUUUUGUUUGGUAACAAUCAUUUGUUUGUUCUUCACCAUCCAAAAGAUGCAGAUUUAUUGAAAAAGAAAGAAGAUGCAAAGAAACAAGGAAAAACUUUUGAAGAAGUAUUACCUACUUUUGAUCAAGCGCAAGAGGAAAUAGCACAGAAUUCUGGACUAAUUAACUAUGGGAAUAUAGGUGAUCAUAAAGAUGGCAAAAAGUCUCCUCAGGAUUUACUACUUCAAGAAGAUUUAUUAAAAAUACUUCCAAUGAUCAAUGAAGCAAACGCUAUGAGUGAAGAGCUUGAUAAAAAGGUUGCUUUUGAACCAGUAUUGGUUUCACCUCAAGCAAGAGGGGAAAAAGAAGGAAGAACUGAAGUAAAAGUAAAAAUGCGUGAUCUUACAAAUGAUAAUGAAUGGAUAUGGGAUAAGAAUAAGUUUAUCAACCGAAAAUUUAUUAUGCAAGAGAUGUAUCAAAACUUUACAGAUGGGUAUCCUGAUUGGAAUGUUGCAAAAGAAAAAGAUCCCUUUUGGGAAGCACCAGAUGCAGAUGUACUAAUUGGUUCAGUUCAUUUAUAUCUUCAAAGUUUGGCAUAUAAAAUUGAGUUAGAAGAGACACUUGCAAUAACCGACUUCAAAGGAAAUGAGCUUGGUCAACUUUUUGUCCAGAUAAUACCAUGUGAUGCUUCUGGAAAAGCUGUCAGUGAGGAUGAGUUUGUUGAAGAUCCAGCUGAAUUAAUAGGAAAAUCACUUUAUUGUCAAAUGAAAAUAUCUUCAGCUAGAGGUUUACCAAAGAAGUUUGCAAAGGGUGAGUCAUUUUGUUCAUACAAGCUUUAUAUGCAAAAUGAUGCAACUUUAACCUCUGUCGUGAAAAACACUAUAAACCCUGACUUUAAUCACCAAAAAAUAUUUACUUUUAAUCCAGUAACCAAGUCUUUUGUAGAUUAUCUGAUGAAAUCACCGCUUGUUAUUGAUGUCUGGGGUAAACAAAAUGGUGAAAUCAAAAAUGACAAUGUGAAUGUCAGUACUAGACAACUAAUGAAUCAAGAUAAAGUCUCCAGUAGUCACAUAAAGCAGAAUACUGCUGAUGAUGAUGAAAGAUAUAAGUUGCUCUGUGAAAUAAAUACAUACAAGCGAAGAGCUGAGCGAAUGAAUAAGAAAUUGACAAGAAUUAACGAGUAUGUAAAGGAGAGAAAAUCAGCCAAUCAAACAACUCUAGAGUUGUCAAAAAUUGAAGCGAUAAUGCUGGGACCUGAUAGAAAAGACAUGCAGCGUUUUGCAGCCGCAGCCAAUGUAGUAUUGACGACUGAGAAAGUGAGAGGUAAAACUCCAACAAGUACUGCAUGCUCACUUCAAUGAUUGAUAUCAAUUUGUCACCAACAAAGACUUUGUUACCAAAUGUUAUUGCAAUCUUAUCUACAACAGAUGUUAGAGCAACAUUUCAGUAAAUCUAAAAACAAAGAAAAAACAAUUUUAAAAAUAUUUUUCUAGGAAGUUUUUCUAAAAAAUGAAUAUAGUUUUAUUUUUAUUUAUGAUAACUUUAGACAAAGAUGGUUUUUUUAACCUGAAGACAAAAAUGGUAUUUUUAUCCUUAAGCAAUGUAAUGAAUAAUUUGAAAUAAAAAGUACGUAAAAAGUUGGAUAGUAUGGUACAAGCAAAUUUCUCGUAUCAAAAACUUCUUACCCUUUGGGCGCUGUACGUCCGCUGACGUCCGUAGGACGUGAGACGUUUAUUACGGACAUCUUUGCCUAUUAGGUAAUUACCUCUAAUAAUUAACUUUUAACUAUCUUUUACCAUUUUAAAUAGUUUAUUGGAAUAAUUAUUUAUGGAUUAAUACACGGUAUUAUUAUCUAUAUUUACGUCAUAAAUUGUAAUUAUUUUAUUCUAUUAAAAUAACUAAUAACUUUUUAUCAGUAUCUAACAUGUGUUUUUGAUAUAUAUUAUGUGAUGAUAUAUAUAUAGUAUAUUAUAAUAUAUAUAUAUAGUAUAUAUAUAUAUAUAUAUAUACUACAUAUAUAUAUAUAUAUAUAUAUAU